This is a messenger RNA of Penicillium cinerascens, 1077 nucleotides long. RefSeq lists its product as uncharacterized. The coding region runs from base 1 to 1077 and encodes 358 amino acids. The record is from RefSeq and is a predicted model, not a curated record. The transcript has 5 exons. Lineage: Eukaryota; Fungi; Ascomycota; Eurotiomycetes; Eurotiales; Aspergillaceae.
AUGGGUGUCCCGGCACCCCAAGGGAUUGCAACCACGCUAUCCGCUAAUGGCCUCGUUGCCGUUACAUGGACUGGUGCUGCUCUGGGUAUUCUAUUCACUGCAAUUCGAAUCGCCAUCCGCUUAACACAAAUGAAAUGCUUGUUGACGGAUGACUACUUUGUACUCUUGGCUCUGACUUUCCUUAUCGGCAAUGCUGUGCUGCAGACCUUACAGGCGCCCCAUCUCUACUACUUGGCCCUGGACCUCACAGGCCCAGAUAUCGUGUAUCACGUUACUCUCUACACACGCUACGAAUUUGCUAUCAUUGGCGUUUUCUGGUCUGUUCUUUGGGCCAUCAAGGGAUCAUUCCUUGCACUCUUCUGGAUCAUCUCGGAUGGCCUGCCUCAAUAUCGCCGGGCAUGGUGGGCGACGACGAUCUUUGCGAUCCUGGCCUAUAUCGGAUGCUGGUUUGCAUCUGUGUUUACUUGCCAUCCAGCAUCGGACUACUUUAAAUUCGGGAAAUGCAUGAAGCCGAUUGAUCGAAGAGGAUCCGUCAUCUCUAUCUGCUAUAGCACGGCGGUGGACAUUAUUACAGACUUGUUGAUCAUGUCACUCCCUCUCCGCAUUCUUUGGAAUGCAAGAAUCAAUUCGAAGCAAAAAGUAGGCUUGGUUAUUGUGUUUUCGCUCGGAUUCAUUAUCAUCGCUACAGCAAUCAUCCGAGCUGUCGAAAUCUCCGGCAAAGCAUAUUCCGACCAAGCAGCUCUUGCUGUGUGGAGUAUCGCCGAAUCAUCAAUAUGCAUGGGAUCAUACACCUACGGCUCAUCGGGGUUUAACCCGGACUCAUAUAACCGCAAUGCUUCAACAAGGCUGACGAGGCGCUCUCAUACUGCAAGCUGGAGCGAGCUUGCUCUGCCCUUGCAGGACCGCAGCAUAUACCACAACUUGGAUAAUGAGAUUUAUGAACAAAACGUACAUAUCACGGGAGGGCAUGAAUCGGCAGCCUCGCCGCAAAAAAAAUUUCAAGGUAGUGCCGAGGAUUAUGAGCUGAAAGGAGAUAUAAAAACGGUGAAAGAGUUUAGUGUUGUCUCCUCGACGUGA